Messenger RNA from Botrytis sinoallii, 628 nucleotides. RefSeq lists its product as uncharacterized. The record is from RefSeq and is a predicted model, not a curated record. Bases 106 to 423 code for a protein of 105 amino acids. Lineage: Eukaryota; Fungi; Ascomycota; Leotiomycetes; Helotiales; Sclerotiniaceae. The transcript is spliced from 3 exons.
AUCUUAUGAGGAGAUAAAAGGAUUGAUAUCCCAUAACUUCAUUCGUUUCCUCAUCGAUAACUUCUCUCAUAUCUAAUAAUAAAACUUCCAGAAAUUUGUCAGAAAAUGAAGCUCAGUCAAUCCCUCAGUAUCUUCGCGCUCCUCGUAGUGUCGACUGUCGCCGUGGCUGUUCCUCAAGACAAAGCAUGCACACAAUGUCUCACUGAGGGUACUUUCUGCUCUGGAUUCGCCGGUCCUGUUGGCACAUGCUGCGAUGGGUUGUCGUGUGAAAACGAACCGGGAGUGGCAGACGAUGCUCACUGCAUUCGAAAGAAGAAGUGUUUGGCGAAGGGUGCUACUUGCGUGAGCAUCGCUGGUCCCCAGGGUACAUGCUGUUCUGGAAAGUGCACCUUCGUGGCAGCAGACUAUAGUGUUUGCAAGUGAGGAGAAGAAUAUAGCAGAUUGAAAAUGCGCUUUUGCUGUGUUAUCACUGGCAAACGGCCUUUGGGAAUUCUCAUCUUUUCUGUUGUUAGAAAUCCAAACCACUUUCUCCUAUCUCUAUCUUUUCAAAAGAAAAUCUUAAUUGUUAGCAUCGCAUUUCUUCGAAGCUUGUCAUUGAAAGAUCUAAAAGCUAGCAAUGAACUCAUGG